AAAGGGCCCCAUUACUGAGAUACAAUUCAUCCAGCCCUAAAAUGCGAUCAAAACAUCUCUAGUCAUUAUUACAUCUCCCACUUGGAAUCUAACAAGUACGAUUUUGGUAAGCGAUCCAAAAGAACAAAGCCAGGUUGCUUUUUUUCAGCAUUGUCUCAAUCUAUGCCCAAUGCCCAUCAAAACGUACACUAAAGCAACCCCUCAUGGCGUGAAUUUCAAGGGAAGACUCCAUUACAGGUCCCACCGAAAGGUUGCCGUUGAGUUUGCACAGCCGACACUUCAAUUUUUUUAGUACAAAGCUAAUCUAAGAAAAUAAAUCUGCUCUGGUGUCCACUGGAAGACUAUUAAACAGAUUCUAGUGGCAACAACAAGGAUUUUCACUUUGAUUUUCACUUUCGAAAUUCUUUGUUUAACUUGGAUGGAGACUAGUUUUAGACUCCUCAAUCGUCAAGGUGAUGUGCAGUUUGAUAUCUUUGGACAAAUGUGGCUUAAGUUGUUAGGAAGAGUAGUUGCAGAGAGUGUGGCGGCCCCAAGAGACCCAGUGUAAUCAAUAGCUUUUCUUCAAAGCAUGCAGGCUUUGUGAGAUGUACAACCUUUUAAUAUCUUUUUGCUUGUUGAUGGGCUCACCCGGUUCCACACAUUGCAUUGCUAUUGCUUGGCUUCAGCUGCAGCAAAUCCCAUUUGGUUGAUAUUGGAAAUGAUUUUCUGGCAUUAAUCAGAUGGGUUGAUUGGCCACGAGGUGUUUGGCUAUGGAACCCUUGUGGGUAUGUGAUCAUUGCUCAGAAAAGGAGUAGAAUGAUUACGGUCUACUGUGGUCAUUGGGGAUGUCAUAUGAUUGGCCCCUAGAGAAAUGUAUUACAAUGCAUUAUGUAAGCAUGGCAGCAUCGUCAGCAGAGGUUAUGAUAAUGAAUCUGUUGACUAGCAAAAUCCAGCUUCUGAUUUGGAAUUUCUUCAGUGGGGUAUGUGAAAGCUAUCUUUCUCCUAAAUACCCAUAAGCAUAUAUACACAAUCCCACAAGCUCUCUCUCCCACACACACCCAAAAUCAUAUACAUACACAUCCGCAAACAAGUGCACAGACAUCACAUAUCGUUAGCAUGUCCAAUCUCGGUCGUGUCAGAGUUGCAGGUUAGCUCUCUUCUUCUGGUGCUCUUGUUAGCUCAUAUGUUCAUUUACUCCAAUCUUAAGCAAUCUUGCAAAAUACCAUAUAUGUACCAGCAUUGCGGGGAUAGCCAUUAAUCUUUCAUGCCUAAAAAUUUCGGUGGCACAGGACUUGUCCAAUGUCCUGAGGAUGUGAAAUAAUAUCAAAAUACAGGCCUCACAGAUUCUGUGGAUGUCCUUUGCUGAUGCAUCACACUGAUAGUGAAGCUAAGCUAGUGAGUGGUAAGUCAUGCGUACGGUGCGACCAAGAUAAAAUGCCUCACCUUAAUCUGAUGGGUAAAUACUGAAGGUUCUUGUGCUGACUAGAAGAACUUUGAACUUUGAGAAGCAGCCGGGACUUGUACCAUUACAUUUUCCUGGCUUUUCUUAAUAUGUAAUUCCAUCCGCAGACAUGGAUUAUGAUUUAAGCUUUUGGUCUCUUAUUUGGGUAAACCACAAAAGCGAGCAGGGAUUUUAGACCAGGUGAGAGAAAUAAGACCGCAAAAGAUAGAAGUUGUUUAACCUCAGUUGGGUUGAAACGGUGAAUUAGGGUUUUGAAUAAUGUCUACACCAUAGCCAUCAGAGUUUUCCUCUAGGUCUGGUUAUGUUUCUUUUGUCUGACAUGUUAACGCGUUUUUUCACAGAAUUUUGAAUGUGUUCAUCCGGUGUUGCUAGUCCUUUACUUCGAUUCUUGUGCAUACUGGCACUGCCCUUUUUUGUACGUAACAGCAGAUGAAGAAUUGAAAUUCCAAUAAUUUAUCAAAACCCCCAUCCCUCUUGCAUCUGUGACGUUUGUUACGAAAACAAACUUGCCUCGUCAGUCAUAAGAAACCAAUCUCAUUGUCAUUUACCUAAGCAGAAAUGCAGAAUGGUCUUUAACUCUACCUAGCUUGCCUCGGCAUUUAUCAGGAGAAAGGCCUUGGAGGUUGUGUUGUGUGCUAAUUCAAGGAAGUUUAAAGAGGAGAGCAGGAAUGAUUCUUCCACCAAUCAAUGAAUUCGAACACUCUGAGGGGAAUUACAUGAAAAGAUCACUUCAUAACUUGGGGGAAACCAUUCAGUCUCUCUUGGGCUUCAAAAAGGACUUAACAUUCACAUGGGCUGAAUCAGUGCGCGUAAUCAUUGAAGGGUUGUCUUCUGCUACCAAUUCUCCUGAUUCUACUAGCACUCCUACAUAUCUUACAUAUCUUGAAGAUGCCAAGCUGUCUCACAAGGAAAACUGUGAUCUGGAGGCUGCCAUUUUGAAACUGGAAGAUGAGUUAGCUGCACUCAAAGCCCAUCUUGGACAGUUGGAUUCUAAGCGCAGAGAGGCCCUAAACAAGCUCCUAGAUCUGAAAGGGAGCAUCCGUGUCUUCUGUAGGGUGAAGCCUUUCCUGUUAAGUGAUGAGCAGGCAUAUCCUGGGCCUCUUGUAGUUUCGGACUCUGAUAAGUUGGUCAUUAAAUUAGCAGGAGGAAAGACCAGAGAAUACAACUUUGACAAGGUGUUCCUUCCUGGGGCUUCACAAGAUGAAAUCUUUACAGAAGUUGAGCCAAUUAUCAAAUCUGCUCUGGAUGGACAUAAUGUAUGUAUUUUUGCUUAUGGGCAGACAGGAACUGGCAAAACAUUUACUAUGGAAGGAAAACCAGAUUGUCCUGGUAUUGUUCCCCAUACAAUUCAAGAAUUAUUUCGUCAUGCCUCCCAAGACAGAACUGUUGAUUUCACUUUCACAUUUAGCAUGCUUGAGGUAUACAUGGGAAAUGUGAGAGAUUUACUUGGCUCUCGAACAAAGAAAGCUGCAGACCAUAUGCCCAAAUGUCUCUCUAUACAAAUGGAUGCAAAGGGGGCUGUGGAGAUUGAAAACCUAAGGGAAUUCGUCAUAGCCAAUGCAAGUCAAGCAAGCAAAUUGUAUCGUAAAGGCAGCAGAGCAAGAUCUACAUCUUGGACCAAUGCUAAUGAGUCUUCUAGUAGGUCACACUGUUUAAUACGGAUUUCCAUUAGUUGUUCGAGUUCCCCAGAUAGAAACAGGGAUACCAGCAAGCUUUGGAUGGUUGAUCUGGGUGGAAGUGAGCGUUUACUGAAGACACAGUCCACUGGUCACACUAUGGAGGAAGGGAAAGCAAUUAACAUGUCCCUCUCAGCACUUGGUGAUGUCAUUAGUGCAUUACAGAAAAAACAAGCUCACGUUCCUUACAGGAACAGCAAACUUACACAAAUUCUUAGAGACUCUGUUGGAGAAGACUCAAGACUGCUAAUGCUUGUACAUAUUAGUCCCAAGGAAGAUGACUUACCUGAGACCAUUUGUUCAUUAGGUUUUGCUACCAGAGUGAGAGGGAUUCAUCUUGGAUGGGAACAAUCACCUGAAGUGAAAGUUCAGAAAGCAGCAACCAUGGCUGAGCUGAUGCAACAAAUUAAAUGCCUUGAAGAUGACUGCCAAAGUGCAAGAAACAAUAUCGAAACAGUUGAAUUUCUAUUAAGACAAAAAAAGAAAUAUCUUGCAAAGAGUAAUACAUCCUCAGAGGAUCAUGAAACACCAAAGAGUCCAGCUAGUCAAGUUACUGAGAUACACAGUAUUGAAUUAGGGAAUGUAGCACAAGGGUCCGUUGGCUUGCCCAGAUAUAUGAACUCCACAUCCUGCAGUCGCAUUCGAGGUAAGUCCUCAGAUGCAGAUACCAAAUAUACUACAGGUUUUAUUAAAAAAAGAGAACAUUUGAAUGGUAGGAGAAAAUCCUUAUUGGGCAGUGCCAAAAAUGUGAUUUUUCCUGAGAUGGAUCAAUCACUCUGCAAUUCUGAGAGCACUGUGUCAUACAACAGUGUUUUUAGGCAGUCCUCAUUGUCCGUCAAGAAGAAUUUAAGUAGAAUUUAUUCUAAGCAGUAUGACUUUGAAGAAUCCCAAUGCUUUUCAGAGAGCAGUACACCAAAGGACAGUGGAAUGCUUGACGAUGAGAAAAUGAAUGAAAGUUACUCUGAAUGGUCUAGUUUUGAUGGAUCGCAAUUCCUUUCAGGGUGCAAUACACCCAUGAACAUUGGAGAGUACAACAAUAUGAAGGUGAAUGGAACGUACUCCAAACCAUGCACUCUUGAUGAAUCAAAGUACAUGUCAGAGUGCAAUAUGCCCAAGAACAUUGGAGAGUACAAACAUUUGAAGAUGAAUGGGACUUAUUCCAUCAAGAAGAAUCUGAGUAGAAUGUAUUCGAAGCAGUGUGACUUAGAAGAAUUGCAAUUAUUUUCAGAGUGCAGUACACCAAAGGACAAUGAAAUGCUUGACAGUGAGAGAAUGAAUGGAAUUUACUCUGAAUGUUCCAACUUUGAUGGAUCACAAUUCCUUUUAGGAUGCAAUACACCCAAGAACAUUUUGAAGGUGAAUGGAACGCACUCCAAACCAUGCAUUCUUGAUGAAUCAAAGUGCAUGCCAGAGUGCAAUAUGCCCAAGAACAUUGGAGAGUACAACCAUUUGAAGAUGAAUGGGACUUAUUCCAUCAAGAAGAAUUUGAGUAGAAUGUAUUCAAAGCAGCAUGACUUAGAAGAAUUGCAAUUCUUUUCAGAGUGCAGUACACCAAAGGACAAUGAAAUGCUUGACAGUGAGAAAAUGAAUGGAAUUUACUCUGAAUGUUCCAACUUUGAUGGAUCACAAUUCCUUUUAGGGUGCAAUACACCCAAGAACAUUGGAGAGUACAACAAUAUGAAGGUGAAUGGGACAUACUCCGGCCCAUGCACUCCUGAGGAAUCAAAGUGCAUGUCAGAGUGCAAUAUGCCCAAGAACAUUGGAAAGGCCAACAAUCUGAAGGUGAAUGAGACUAUUUCAAAGCUGUGCACUUCUGAUGAAUCAAAUUGCUCAUUGGAGUGCAAUUACAACAUGAAUAGACUCAUGGAAUGUGAAAUGGGUAACAAAAUGAAGGUGAGUGAUACCUUUCCAAAGAAGUGCAUAAUUGAUGAACCUGAAUGCCUUUCAGAGCGCAGUAUGCCUGAAAGUGGAUUGAUGAGUUCAUUGAUGCCACGUUGUAAACGGGUGCUUGCUUUCCAAUCACCAUAUAAUGAGACAGUCAAUAUAGAUUUUUGGUCUAAUAAUAUUACGGAGAAUUCAGAACUGACAUUGAUAGAAACUUUUUUAUGUGAUCAGCCUAUAAAUGAUAAGAAUGAAUACAAUCAAAGUCCUUCUCAAGGCGAGCAGAACUCUAAGCAGUUUUCCACACAGGCAUCAUUAAAUCCAUGCCUUUCCAUGGGAGAACCCAUGACAUGUGGAAGGAAAAUCCCUAUAGACAUGGCAGCAGCAGCAGCAACAACAAAAAUGGCAGAAACAUCACUGAAGAAGGGGAAAGCUGCAACUAUGGCAAAAACAGCAACAGGAUUGUACUUAACUAUAGUGAAGAUUGCAUAUGCCGUCUUUUUAGGAGUGGGACUGCUAGAAACAGGACUUGAGGAUGAGUUUUUCUACGGACUGCUGGCUUGAAGAAGUUUGCAAGGCAAAUAAAUGCCUUGAAGUAAUUUUUGCAUGAACAGGCAAUCCACAGAGAAAAUCGGUAUCAACUCGGUGCCUGCAAUGCUUCUCGGAAUGAUAGGGGAUUAGAAUUGGUUGGCAAAUAAGCAUUUUUCAUAAUCAAGAUUUUAUAUCACAAGAAGAAGGUGGAUAUCACAGAAGUGUAAGCAAGCUUUAUGUGUGAAUAAAAAUAAACAGAUAAAAGCUCUGCUAACAACAGAUGUCAAGUGAGUCUCAUCUUGACCAGUUCCUAAAUUAAAUAUUAAAGUUAAUUUUCUUGAUAGGGAACCUCCCCUAUCAAGAAAGGUGAAGCAAGAACCCCCACCCCCCAUUCAAACACUGUAUAUAUUAGUCACAUCAUUCGAUGAGAAGAUUAAUUAAUUUUAAUUUGUCUGUCAUUAUCUAUC
This is a messenger RNA of Cryptomeria japonica (Japanese cedar), 5996 nucleotides long. RefSeq names its product kinesin-like protein KIN-14B. The transcript has 12 exons. The record is from RefSeq and is a predicted model, not a curated record. Gene Ontology annotation, biological process: microtubule-based movement. Lineage: Eukaryota; Viridiplantae; Streptophyta; Pinopsida; Cupressales; Cupressaceae. Bases 2110 to 5562 code for a protein of 1150 amino acids. Gene Ontology annotation, molecular function: microtubule binding; ATP binding; microtubule motor activity.